CGGUUUCCUAUGCCACCGGCGUCGCCUGUAGCUUCCUGAGCCUAGAUCUCCCUGUCGAAGCGAGCGAGACGAACGGACAGGCGACUCGUUUUGUCUGACCAUCUAUCUGUCUGUGGCGCGAUGGUUGGGAGCGACAGGCACCACGACGUGCAGCAUGAUCUGCGGAACCGACCGCACGGCGACAGGUGAGCUGACUGAGUGCGAUCGUGGACCAACGUCACAUGUUAAGCAUAGGCGAUCUGUCCUGUCUGUCGGUCUCUCUGUCAUCUGUCUGUCUGUCUGCCUUGUGUGUGCAGGAAGGGCAGCACAUCGACCUUUACGGUUUUGGAUGAGGACAGUUUUGGGAUUGUGGUUGGCCGGGCCGGCUCACAUCGAACCAAAGUGGAGAAGUUCUUUGGCGUCAGCCUCGAGGUGCGUCACGAUCAGAGGGGCGAGGCAGGCCACUCUCUCUCUCUCUCCCUCUACCUCACACACGCGCCUGUCUGUCUGUCUGUCUGUCUGUCUGUCAUGCCUGUGUGGCCAGAUGGAGAAUUACCCCAAGAAGGGCAUGCGCGUGUCGGGCCCGUCGUCGGCAGUGGGCCAGGCCAACCUGUACCUCAAUUACCUCAUCAGGUCACAGCGCAGAGACGCCACAAGACACCAGGGCGAACUCGAAGCUGUCAUCACCGAACUCGGAGUCGAUCCUGGUCAGCAUAAGCCACACACACACAAACACAACCACAUGGACGGAUGGAUGGAUGUGCGCAGAAGUGACAUUGGUGACGAUGCGUCUGGGGACCAACCGGCGUGUGGGUGCUCACUUUGCCGGGCUUGAGAGCGAGUUCCACGUCAUGACGCUGCGCUUCUCCGAGCGGCCGGGAGAGACCCACUCUCGCAAGGAGGAGGCCAAACACGACUUCCUUGUGCUGUUCGGACCAAAGUGAGGGAGCCAUCGUCCCAGCCUCCCACACAGCAUCGCACACCAUCCAACGCUCACACGCAUUUCUUGUCUUCUUGUGCUCUGCAGGGAGGCUCGUCGUGCGGCCGAGAGUCGCGUCAAAGGGUUGCUGGAGAGUCUGCAGGGGGGUAGGCUGCCGAGCAGCACAGAUGCCCUGCCGCACACGCCCACGUCAGCAUCGUCGUCCACCGACAUGGCGGAGGGGUUCGAUGUCGAAAACUGGCGACUGGGGGCAGCCAAACUGGCGCUGCUGGCCGACUGGCACGACAAGAUCAAACUCGCCUCGGGCUGCUCCAUGGUCACCGAAAUCGGCAAAGAGACUCUGUAUGUCGCCGGUGAGUGAGUAGAGAGGGAGGGAGGCAGGAAGGCAUAGGGUAAGGGUGUAUGUGUAUAUGUAUAUGUGUGUGUGUUGUGUGUCAGGUUCUCGUGUGGCUCGUCGUUUAGCCAAGAUCUACACGGAGGCCCUGCUACAGUUCUUCAGCCAACACGCCGUCACUAACCAAAAGUGAGUGAGUGAGUGAGUGACGGCUUACUAAGCCAAGAAGUCAGCACACCAGCCUCCCUAAGGUCAAACUUGUUGCAUUCGCCGGUUCUCGCCUUGUGUCCUGUCCUUUGUCAGGGAGGUUGAGAGUGCUUCGUUUCACUGCAGCGACACGGCCGAGGCGACUGGCAAGAUGGAUGAAAUCGAAACCGCCACGGGCUGCGCCAUCGCCGUCAACACACCUGGGUGGGUGAACGAGGCAGUGAUCGAGGCUGUGUGUCUGCACUGCAUGUCUGUGUGGUGUGUGUCCUGACUGACAGGGACAACCGUUUUGAGUGUCUGGCGUUCGGCGGCAACAUCAAGGAGGCCAGGCGGCUGCUGCAGGACUACGCCUCCACACACGCCGCCAUCCCCACACCAGCACCAUCACACCCACCUCCCACACAGCAGCAACAACAACAACACCAGCAGCAGCAACAGCAACAGCAGCAGCAGCAACGGCAGCAGCAAGAGGAGAAGCAGGAGCUCUCGACCCCGCCACCGCUCCCUCCUCCACCGGCCGCAGCCGCACCAGGACUGGCAUCCUCACCGUCCGCCUCAUCAAGUUCAUCUCCCUUUCAGCUCAACCAUUCCUCCCACAACAACGCCGGCCCAUCUCGCCCACAGAUCAAGACGGACAGCACGUCCAGCGCGGCGUUCUUCACACCCUCCCCGAUGUUUUCGCCAUCGUCGUGCGGGUCGUCGCCUCUGCCCAAUGCCGCUGUGGAUAACAACGGCCAUCAGGACAACAACGGCGUGGGGCUCCAUGUCGCUCUCAAUGGGCCGGUGCCAACGUCUAUACCAAGGUGUGUCGGGGGGUGGGCAAGCAGCCUGACACACAAGGGGUCGGGUGGUGGAUGCGAUGCGAUGGAUGCGAUGCAGCGAGUCGUUUGAGUCGAUGGGUGGCGAUGUGCGUCUGCCGGUAUCGACCUUCAACCGGAUGCAGAUCAAGAUCAAGCAGCUCGAGGCGUCCGUCAGAAACAUGAGAGCCGAACUCGACGAGGAAAAGGCCAAACAGUAAGCCAACACACACCUCCACACACACAGAGACCAGGUCUUUCGGUGCAUUUGUCGGUAUGCUGUGUGGUGUGGCUUACAGCCCCAAUGACCACUGUAAUGGCGACCCGCUGAUAGGCACGUUCGGGGCUCAGUUUGCCGACCUCAUGCGGCAGGUGAGACACAAAGCGCUCACAGGCAGACGGCAUUUCGUGUCUCUAUCCCCCCCUAUGUGUGCCGUCGGUCUAAUCUGCCUGUUAUGUCAGAAGGAGGGAGCAGAGAUGCGCAUCAAGAUGCUCGAGGAGGAGGUCGGACGAUGCCGCGGGCAGGUCAACACCCUCAACAACCAGCUGCAACAGGUAGGCAUGCAACCAACGCACAGACACACAUAAAAAGAGACAGACAGACAGACAGACCGCUCUCUCUCUUUCCCUCCCUCCCUCCCUCGCCCUUCGAUGUGAUUCAGACGGCCCUGACGUCGGUGCCGUACGUGUCGCCCCACGAGCUGGGUCCGAUAUCCCCCGAGCAGAUCGCCCAGGUGCUGCCCCGCCCCGCCGCUUCCCAGCACGAGACAGAGGCCGUCCUGCGGAUGGUGCAGAAGCGAGCCAUCCCCUUCGCAGAGCACGAGAAGCUCCUCUUUCUCAGACACAUCGAGUUCCUCGUCUAUGUCCCCGGCAUCCCCUGUGGCUCCUAUCGCCGCGUGUGUUGGGAGGGCUGGGGGGGCGCCUUUGCGCAGCGGGGCCACGGGCUGGGUGGGAUGCUGGGCUUCAUGCACGAGGCGGCGCGGGCGUACGAGGAGUUCCUCGUUAUGCAGGGGUAUUCGUUUAAAUGAAUGACGACUGACCACAUGAAUGACGUGAGCAAGGCAGGCUGGCUGUCUGGCAGCGUAGCAUACAUAUAAAGGGUGAGGGGUGCAUCGGUGGUUCGUUAGUACGUCUGUCUGUCUGUCUGUCUGUGAUUAGCUCCUCCUCCCCUUUUCUCUCUGGCUGUGGUGUGCAUAUUGCGGGAUAGACAGAUGGAUGUGACGGACGGCAGUGGGUGGGGUCGGGUGGCGUGUGCGGCGUUGCCUAGAUUCUUCCUUGUUGUUCUUGUCCUAUUGGGCUGCUCGCACAGCACAUGGCCUUGCAUGGCCUGGCCGAGGGCUGGCUGCACAUGAGUGAGUGAGCCUCGAGUGAGUGUAUGCUCAGUAUGUCUACUGCAGCUGCAUCAGGAGUCGAGACUCCCACUCUCGUGCUGUCUCGACGCUUGGUGUUGCCAUGGUUGAGCAGAGCACACAGUCGAGGAAGCAUGCACCCAGGCUGGCCAGCUGGCAUGUGGCGCGGGCGGGGCGGGGCGGGGCGGGGCGGGGCGGCUGUAGCCCUUCUUUCUUGUGACGUACGUCAACAUAUACCUACCGUAUGUCCACACCCAUCCAUCCAUCCAUCCACCGUACUCCUACUCACCACAUUCACACCCAUACCAUACACUUACCUUUCGUGCCACUGCGCACUCCCCCCCGACGACGCUGCCCCUUCCAUCCAUCCAUCUCAUGCAUGUGAUGUGAUGUGCGCAGCGAAGUCGUCUGUGCAGACAAGAAGAAACAAUGGCGGCGGUGACUGACCUACUGGCAGGAGGGAGGAUACAGACAUGUGUGUGUAGUGGAUGGAUGGACGGUUGGGUGGAGG
Vitrella brassicaformis is the source of this 4117-nucleotide messenger RNA. The record is from the annotation of a GenBank genome assembly. Lineage: Eukaryota; Vitrellaceae.